Molecule: messenger RNA, 2323 nt
Organism: Tachysurus vachellii
Lineage: Eukaryota; Metazoa; Chordata; Actinopteri; Siluriformes; Bagridae
Product: CASP8 and FADD-like apoptosis regulator
Exons: 10
Coding region: 84-1565 (493 amino acids)
Biological process (GO): negative regulation of extrinsic apoptotic signaling pathway via death domain receptors; proteolysis
Molecular function (GO): protein binding; cysteine-type endopeptidase activity
Source: RefSeq, a predicted model, not a curated record
GGUGGAGGAGGAGGAGCUUACAGAUGCUUUCUCUUUCCAUUUACGCAAUGGAUGGUUUUCUGUCUUAUUUCGUCUAAAGAAGGAUGUCUUUGACAAUGCAGCACGUCAUCAACCAAAUAGUGGAGGAGCUCAGUCCGGAGGAGUGUAAACGUUUGUCGUACCUGUGUAGAGAAUUUCACAGUGAGCAAUGCACCACCAACAUCAAAGAAAUGCUUCUGUCAUGCAUUGACCAGGAGCAACAACCUCAGCACUUUCUGAUAGAGCUGAUGCUCAGGAUGAGGCGAUAUGAUUUACUCUACAAAGUGCUGGGCAUCAGAAGGAAAGACGCGGAGCUGUGUUUGGAAAACGGGUGUGCUCUGUCAGAGUACAGGGUACUAAUGGCUGACUUGAGCGAGGACUUCGGAUCGGACGAUUUGCACUCGUUAAUUUUCCUGCUCAGAGGAACCCUUCCUAAAGAGAAAGUGGAAAAAUGUGAGUGUUUCCUGGAUGUGGUUGUGGAACUAGAGAAGUUGGAUCAGAUCUCCAGCACCAGGAUGAACGUGAUGGAGAAAUACCUGAUAGACAUCCGCCGUGUCGACCUGGCCAAGAGACUCAGUCAGUACCAGAACAAAGCUGGAACACAAAGCCCUGCCACAGUAAAGCCAAGAGACGAGCGUCAGUCUCAGUGUAGAGCUGCAUCGACAUGCAAACCAGCACACACCAUCUCUAUAACCUUUCCACCUGCUGCCCCUCUGUCUCACACUUCAGCUGCAUUUCCCCCCACACUCGGUUGCACCAGGAAGCCCACCACAGCCUGCAUUAACAAAGAACUGCUGUGUCUCUCACCCAGAAGACCCAGAGAGCAGUGGCAGGAGGAUGUGUACCGGAUGCAAUGCGAGCCUCGUGGAUUGUGUCUGAUCAUAGACUGUGUUGGCAAUGAAGGAGCCCAUCUCGAGCAGUUAUUUUCAAAACUUCACUUCCGCGUGAUCCAUCACAUGCUACUGAGUGUCAGAGACAUCCGUUCCUGCCUGUACCACAUCUCCAGACAGACCGAACAUUCCAACAUGGACGCCUUCAUCUGCUGCGUCAUCAGCCGUUCCCGCUCAUCCCAGCUACUUGGCACUGACAUAAACACCCCGGGAAUUGACCUGAACAACAUCCGACAAUUCUUCAUGCCUGAAUCCUGCCCGGGACUGACAGGAAAACCCAAACUCUUCUUUAUCCAAAGCUAUGAAACUUCAGAGUCCUCGAACUUCAUAGGUUUCACAGAUUACCAGGCUGGAGAGCUGGAGACAGACAGCCCUUUUCAAUACCGCUUCAGGAGGGAGGUCGUGCCGGAGGACGCAGAUGUAUUCUGGAGUCACUGCUGGACUAAUGACAAGCAGCUUGAGGAGAAUAAUCAUCACUCGGUUUAUUUACAGUCCCUGCAAGAGGCUUUACUCGAUGGACAGAAGAGGAGGAUUCAUCUGGUUGACCUUCACAUGGCAGUGAAUCGAGUAGUGUAUGCUCAUAACAACAGCCAACCAGGAUUAACGUAUCACAUCAACCUCAGACACACGCUGCGCAAAAACGUCUAUCUCACCUGAGUAUUAUUCAUAUAUGAGGAACAAGCCUGCGUAUUAUUUUGAUCCAAACACACUGAGUUGUUUUCAGUUCAGAUUUUCAAAGUUCAGUGAACUUUUGUUUUACAUCCACACGAGGGCGCUGUAGUAACAGCAUUUAUUUUUUUUUUUAAGUUAUUGAAGAAAUUCCUAAACAUUUCAACAAAAUGGUAGCAUGUCAGUUUUUAUUUUUAUUUUAUUUUAUUUAUUUAUUUAUUUAUUUAUUAUUUUUACACUUAAAAAUGAAUUACGUUUAUUGUUUGAAGAUUAGAAGAUUUUAUAUAUGAUAGUGAUAUUUUGUAGUAUAUAUAGAUGUUAUUAUUAUUAUUAUUAUUAUUAUUAUUAUUAUUAUUAUUAUUAUUAUUAUUAUUAUUAUUAUUACUAUUAUAUAUUUAAGACCACAAUAAUACAGCUUUAGUUUCAUUCAUUCCAAAUAGCAGCUCAUAUAUCAAAGCCAUAUUUAAUUUUCAUAAACAUUUUUUGUAUAGCUAUUUUUGUUAAAUUUCCUAAAAAAUAUAACGACCCAUAGCGUUAAAUAUAAUUGACAGUUAACUAGAUUUCAAGAGUUUACCGUAUAUUUAUCAUAUACAGUAGUCAACCUAUUUAAUGCACUCAGUGCAAAGUCUCCUCAGCUUUUGUUUGUCGUGUGCAUAGAUGUAUUGUGGCAUAUAUUCAUACAUAUAUCCAUCUCUAAAUUAUUAAUAUAUUAUGGAAUGUAAUGCAAUAUUAUCCAUUGCAUUGUA